Messenger RNA from Cyclocybe aegerita, 1284 nucleotides. Lineage: Eukaryota; Fungi; Basidiomycota; Agaricomycetes; Agaricales; Hemipholiotaceae. The record is from the annotation of a GenBank genome assembly.
AUGGCUUUAUCUCCCAAAGACUUCACUGUGGCCAUCGUCGGUGGUGGAAUGUGUGGACUGGCUUGUGCUAUUGUUCUCAAUAGAUCUGGGAUUGACGUUAACGUAUUCGAGGCAGCUACGAAAUUUGGUGAAGUUGGUGCUGGUGUUGGCUUCGGGCCUAAUUCUCUGCGAGCCUUGAAAGGGUUGGGUCUCUAUGACACUGUUCUUAAGGCUGCGAAUGAACCUCCCAAUAUGCGUUUAUUUCGCUUCAUAGCUGGGACCGGCGACCAUGAGCUCAUCUACGACUAUGUGAACCUGGCUAAGAGCGAAGAAGAUCACACUGGCUUUGGAAUUUAUCGACCAGCCUUCCUCGAUGCUCUCACACCUUUAAUGGACCCAGCCAGAACGCGCUUCAACAAACGCUGUGUCUCCGUCGAGAAAGCGGACUCUGGUCGACAGCUCCUUCGAUUCGCAGACGGGUCGACCUUCGAGGCCGACCUUGUCAUUGGCGCCGACGGUAUCAGAAGUGUCGCCCGGAAAGUCAUCGUUGGGGACGAGAGCAGCUGUCUCGGGUUCUCCAAUACUGUCGCGUACCGAGGGCUGGUCCCAAUUGAUGUGUUAAAGGCGAAGGGUAUGAAGGUCCCUGUUCAUACUCGUCCGCAUUGUUGGAUUGGCCUUGGGAAGCACUUGAUAACCUUCCCAAUGAGGAACGACACACUCCUAAACAUCGUGGCGUUUAUAAGUAGUCCCGAUGGAUUAAAGUUGUCACCAGAGCAUCCCCAACCUUGGGUACGAACAGCCCCCCAGCAAGAACUUCUUGACGGGUUUCAAGGUUUCGGGAACGAUGCCAUGACGGUUUUGAAGCAUAUCAAGACACCCAGCCUCUGGUCCAUUCAUACCUUGCAUCCCCCUUUGAAGAGCUUCGUGGCUGGUAGAGUCGUGCUUGUCGGCGAUGCGGCCCAUGGGAUGUUGCCACAUCUCGGUGCUGGCGUCGGUCAAGGUUUCGAGGACGUCUACACACUCUAUAGAGUACUUACUCACCCCGCGACCAAAAAGACCAAUCUCGAGACCGCGCUUGCAAUCUACGACGACAUGAGACCCUCCCGGGCCAACAUGGUUCUUGAGGGAAGCAUCAAGGCUGGCAAUGUUUACGACGGAUUCGGAGAAUCCAAGUACUCUGCUGAGGACGUGGUCACUCACCUGACAGGGCAGUGGGACCCUGUGUGGUUCUACGACAUAGUUGCAGAGGUUUCCGACACCCUCAAGCAGAGGGAAAACGAACUUUUCUCCUUGGCUACGUCAUAG